CGCGUAUUUUGAGAGAGUGAGAUAAAUAAACCACACAUAUUAUGGAAAGAAGAAAUCUGGCUCUGAAGCAUGUUUCAAAUGCAUUAAAUUUAGAUAGCAAUGGGUUUUAUCAAGCUGCAUUUGCAAAAUACUUACAGAGUUUGCAGAUUCUCUCACUGUAUCUUAAUGACUUAUAUGUUUCCCUAGGGUUUCAGAAAAUAAUUCAAGAGAAAAUGGAGGUUAUUCACGUGCUAUCAAUGAUUCAUGAAUGUUCUGAUAGGAUUGCUGCAAUUACUGAAGAAAAAGGUGUGCAUUCUCAGAGCCUUUGUCCUGUUCAGAACCAACAUGAAGAUCCUGAUCUAGAAGCUGAUCUACCUAGAACAUUUCCAGCAUAUGAAAAAAUGCAGAAGGAAAAUAUGUCCAUUUUAAGAAUGUAUGAAAAUCGACUGGAGAAAACUACUGAUAAAUCUGCCAAAACUAACCUAAAAUUGGAAUUGGAGCGAAGACUAGCUGAAAAUCGAAUUGUUACAAAAGCAAAAUAUGAUGCUGCUGUGAAGAAACUUCAAAAAGAAAGAGUGCAAAUGAUGGAAAAGGAAAUCAGGAAAUUGUUUCAAAUCAAUUCCCCUCUAAAUGAGAAAGAAAAAGAAAAAAGGCAGAUAUACUUCAGUGUUGUAAAUUAUGCUAAAACAGAGAUGUGGCCUUGCUCUUGGAAAUUGAAUUGCACAGAAUACUCUGUAUCGGAAGCAUCUCAAAAAGUAUUCAUGAAAAUUAUCAGAUGUCCCACUCAUCCACUUUUACAUUGGAUGAUUAUGAUACAAACAAAAAUUAAACGAGAAGUGGAUCAUAUUUUUAAACAGUAUUCAGACUAUGUUCCGGCUUUAAUAGAUCACCAGUUAGAAAGUUCUUACAAGUUAGAAGAAUUUGAUACAGAGCUUAUGCUCAAAUCUUCAGAAGAAAAAAAUAUGAGGAUACCUUUGCCAAAAUUAGUAUAUCUAAAAUCUGUAUUUGAAAAUACUUCAUCUGAGAUAACAAGGACCAUUGGAAAUUUUCUCGAAAUUUUUUAUUUGGUAUAUAAAUCAUUGCUUCCUGAUGAUUCAGAAGUUCUGUGCUACAAAUUGACCGAAGAACAUCUCUUAAAGCCCAUUUGGCCUACUCUUAUAGUUUUGUGCAGAAUUUUGAAUAUAUCAUCAGAGUACAAAAUUUAUGAAAGCAUGUCAACCCCACGAUGCUCCAACCCAUCCAACUUUGGCAUUGGUAAUGUUACUACAGAAAAUUCAGCAGUACAUGCUGAAUGCAUUUCUUUGCUAAAAAAAUUAUUAGGAUGUACAUCACUUGUAGAAAAAUUGCAAAUUCUUGUUCAAGUUACUCAUAAAAUAUGCGAUGGAAACAUUCAAGCUGAGAACCAACAAAGAAGAAUAGGUGCUGAUGAAUUGAUUCCUCAGUUGUGCUAUGUAAUAUUGCAAUCAAGAUUACCGCAAUUAACUUCUGAAUGCUAUGCACUGGAACAGCUCUUUGACAUGAAAUUUACACUUGGAGAGGAAGGCUAUGCUCUGUCCUCUUUUAUAACUGCUUUAAAAUACAUUGAAAUAAAAAAGGUACAUAAAUUCAAUUAUUUAAAUUUUACAUUGAUUCUAAUUCAGCAAUUUACUCUUUGCAAAUGUUCAUUGUUUGCUUCUUAAACCCCUUUGCCACAGUAAAAUUUCUGAAAAUAAAAUUAAAUAGUUUUGGCUCUUUUAUGCUCUGAAAUGCUAAUUCCAAAGGUGUUAUUCUAAAGUGUCCUUUUCUUCUUCUCAUAGUUGAUGGAUUUUGAAAAUUCUGAAGAAGCAGAGCUUUCAGCAUGAACCUGUUGAACACCACUAUUACAUUUUACUCCUUUCCUGUGAUAUCUUUUUUUCAUAAUAGAGGUCUAUUUAUUGUUUCGCAAAAACCGAUUGUUGCAUUUGUUAGACAAAUCUGUUUUGUAUUUUAAUUUUUUUUUUUUUUAAAUGUGCAAUAGAAAAAACAAAAGUGAAAGCUUGACAGAUGAAAUUAUUAAAGAUCAAUGUCCUUAUUGUUACAAAUAAAAAUCUGAAAAAUAUAUAUGCAAUAUUAUUAUAUUACUUCUUUUUUUCAAAGACAAUCCAUAUCAAAUCUUAAUCGUAAAAAA
Messenger RNA from Uloborus diversus, 2125 nucleotides. RefSeq lists its product as uncharacterized. NCBI's taxonomy places the organism in Eukaryota, Metazoa, Arthropoda, Arachnida, Araneae, Uloboridae. The coding region runs from base 42 to 1658 and encodes 538 amino acids. Gene Ontology annotation, biological process: early endosome to late endosome transport. Gene Ontology annotation, molecular function: guanyl-nucleotide exchange factor activity; SNARE binding. The record is from RefSeq and is a predicted model, not a curated record. Gene Ontology annotation, cellular component: tubular endosome; late endosome; early endosome. The transcript has 16 exons.